This is a messenger RNA of Dicentrarchus labrax (European seabass), 3952 nucleotides long. It is a transcript of the gene anpepb.1, whose product is annotated as alanyl (membrane) aminopeptidase b, tandem duplicate 1. Gene Ontology annotation, cellular component: cytoplasm. The record is from RefSeq and is a predicted model, not a curated record. NCBI's taxonomy places the organism in Eukaryota, Metazoa, Chordata, Actinopteri, Moronidae. Gene Ontology annotation, biological process: peptide catabolic process; proteolysis. Bases 30 to 2924 code for a protein of 964 amino acids. The transcript is spliced from 21 exons. Gene Ontology annotation, molecular function: zinc ion binding; peptide binding; metalloaminopeptidase activity.
AUGCAGUGUGUCAGUGUGGGGCAGACAACAUGGGGAAAGGUUUCUUCAUCAGUAAAGCUGUUGGGAUAGCGGCUAUCAUCGUGGGCGCAGGGGCCCUGGCUACUAUCAUAGCUCUGUCUGUCGUUUACUCACAGGAAAAAGCAAAAAAUAAUGAUAAUGUCUUGCCAACGGAUGGAGGAACAACAUCCAAACCACCUGUCACAACAACUGCCCCAUCCAAUGAACCUUGGGACAAGUAUCGGCUGCCAAAGAGCCUGGUGCCGGACCACUAUAAUGUCACCCUAUGGCCACGAUUGAAACAGAACUUGACAACUGGACUCUUCAUCUUUACUGGUCAAUCCACAGUGGAGUUUGUGUGUGCUGAGGAGACUGACCUGAUUCUUAUCCACUCCAAUAAGCUGAACUACACCAAACGUGAGAAUAACCACUUGGCAAGCCUUACCUCAUUAGGUGGAGUCAAAGCCCCCUCAAUCAAGUCUUCCUGGCUUCAGCAGGUGACUCAGUACCUGGUCCUACAGUUGGAUGGUAAACUGAUGAAGGACCACAGGUACCACCUCCACACUGAUUUUACUGGAGAGCUGGCCGAUGACUUGGGAGGCUUCUAUAGGAGUGAAUACAUGGAGGAUGGAGUGAAAAAGGUUGUUGCUACCACUCAGAUGCAGCCCACAGAUGCCAGGAAGGCUUUCCCCUGUUUUGAUGAGCCAGCUAUGAAAGCUAUUUUCCACAUCACUCUGAUCCACGACCUUGGAACUGUAGCUCUGUCCAAUGGCGAAGAAAAAGAAUCAAGCAACGUCAACAUUGAAGGACAUGAUGUGCAGAAGACAGUUUUUCAGCCAACUGAGAAAAUGUCCACCUACCUGUUGGCGUUCAUUGUCAGCGACUUUUCAUUCAUCAAUAACACCAUAGAUGGAGUUUUGAUCCGUAUCUUCGCCCGGACACCUGCUAUUGCUGCUGGGCAAGGAGACUAUGCCCUUAACAAAACUGGACCCAUCCUUAAAUUCUUUGAGAAGUAUUACAAUUCCAGCUACCCUCUGCCCAAGUCUGAUCAGAUAGCUCUGCCAGACUUUAACGCUGGCGCCAUGGAGAACUGGGGUCUGAUCACAUACAGAGAGACUGCACUGCUCUAUGAUGAAACCUUCUCCUCCAACUCCAAUAAGCAGAGGAUUGCUACCAUCAUUGCCCAUGAACUGGCUCACAUGUGGUUUGGCAAUCUGGUGACACUAAGGUGGUGGAAUGACUUGUGGCUAAAUGAAGGUUUUGCAUCCUAUGUUGAGUACCUGGGAGCACAUGAGGCAGAGCCUGAGUGGAACGUGAAAGACCUCAUCGUGCUCAGUGACGUCCACAGGGUGUUUGCCGUCGACGCCUUGGCCUCUUCUCACCCUCUGUCCUCGAAGGAAGAGGACAUCCAGAAACCCGCACAAAUCAGUGAGCUGUUUGAUGCCAUCUCUUACAGCAAGGGUGCAUCUGUUCUGAGGAUGUUGUCGGAUUUCCUAACUGAAAAAGUCUUCACAAUGGGACUCAGGACCUACCUGGCUGAAUUUGCGUUCGGGAACGCAGGCUACACAGACCUAUGGAGCCAUCUGCAAAUGGCUGUUGAUGCUACUGGCACUGACAUCCCUGAAACUGUUAGUAACAUCAUGAACACAUGGGUGCUGCAGAUGGGCUUUCCUGUGGUUACAGUAAAUACCAGUACUGGUAUAAUUUCCCAGAAGCACUUUCUCUUGGAUCCGGACUCUGAAGUCACCACUCCAUCUAUCUACAACUAUGAAUGGAUAGUUCCAAUCAAGUGGAUGAAGACUGAAACAAUCCAGCAUCCUAAAUGGUUAAAGAAUGAAUCAGUUACAAUCGAUGAGAUGAAAGUAUCAGGGUCAGACUGGGUGCUGGCCAACAUCAAUGUGGUGGGUUACUACAGAGUCAACUAUGACCAGGGCAAUUGGGAACGACUCCUCGGUGUUCUGAGCACCAAUCACGUGGCUAUUCCAGUGAUCAACAGAGCUCAGUUGGUGGAUGAUGCCUUCAACCUGGCUAGAGCAAAGAUCAUCUCUACAGUGCUGGCCCUCAGAACCACCAAGUACCUGAACAAGGAGAGAGAAUAUAUGCCCUGGGAGUCGGCUGUGGGCAACCUCGACUUCUUCUACCUCAUGUUUGACCGCAGUGAGGUUUAUGGUCCCAUGCAGGAUUAUCUGAGGAAUCAGGUCACCCCUCUGUUUACACACUACAAGAGCCUUACAGACAACUGGAAAAAUGUACCUGUUGGACACAUGGACCAGUAUAAUCAGGUGAAUGCUAUCAGCCUGGCUUGCAGGACAGGCCUCAGGGAAUGCCAAAACCUGACCAACCAAUGGUUCAAUCAAUGGAUGGAGACUAAACUCAACCCGAUCCACCCCAACCUGCGUUCCACUGUGUACUGCAACGCCAUCGCAGCAGGGGGCGCUAAAGAGUGGGAGUUUGCUUGGUCACAGUUUAAGAAUGCCAGCAUUGCCAUUGAAGCUGACAAACUCCGCUAUGCCCUGGCCUGCACGAAGCAACCCUGGCUGCUUAACAGGUACCUGGAGUACACUCUGGACCCAAACAUGAUCCGAAAGCAGGAUGCCACUUCCACCAUUGUCUACAUUGCCAACAAUGUAAUUGGUCAGUCUCUGGCGUGGGACUUUGUAAGGGCUCGAUGGUCAUACAUUUUCACUCAGUAUGGUGGCGGAUCCUUCUCCUUCUCCAACCUCGUCAACGGAGUCACAGAGCGCUUUUCCACAGAGUACGAGCUUCAACAGCUGAAGCAGUUCAAGGAAGAUAACGCUGAAGUUGGUUUCGGCUCCGGGACCCUGGCUGUGGAUCAGUCUAUUGAGAGAACAAUUGCCAACAUUAAAUGGAUCGCAGAGAACAAGCAGAAUGUUCUGGACUGGUUCAAGGCUGAAGAAAAGCCCUAAUGGUGCCUUACAUUAGUUCUACUUUUACUUUCUGUAAUUCAUUUUAUUUUUUUCAUAAAAAUGAAUUUUGCUUGGUGGAAGAUUUCACACAACAUCAACUGAAAGCAGAUUACUCUAGCUCUGCUUGACAGAGGUAGUAUGAAUCUUGAAAAAAAAUUUUUUACAAAUAUAAUCCGAUAUUUGAAAUAAACAAAGUUUGCUCGCCUAAGCUUUGUUGCAUCUCAGUUUGGUUGAAAUUAAGCUUAAAAAAGAGAAUUACAGUGUAUCUCAAAUUCUUGGGAUUGGGAGUACUAAUUAAAAAUUAAAUGUUAGAAAGCGGGCUAAAGAGGACAUUUUUAAUUUAAUCUAGUUGUUUUCCUGAAAUGACAAAAUUGCAUCCUCUUUGGCCUUCAGUUAAUAUCAGCUGAGGAAAGAUCCAAAUUAGCUGCAUUUUUGUACUGUGCUUUUCUCUGUAUUUAACAUGGCGAAGCUUUAUGUACUUUAUUCUAUUUUUUAACAUGUCACUUUAGGGGCUCUGUAAUUUCAAGAGUAAAUGUAAAAUGUAAAGAUAUUACCCCUCAAAAUACAAAAUCAUUUAUGAUCAAACUGGAUUGCUGUUGAAGAAUUCCUUUAUUUAUUAUUUAAAUUCUACAAAAGCUUUAUUUUUUUCUGGUUAUGAUAGCUGUCUGCUAUGAACAUCACGAGUCAGCCUGAACCAGGUAUUAUUAUGUUUCUACCUUUGUUUGGAUAAAAGAAGGGAAUCCCUGACAAUCCCUGCCACGGUUAUCAUCUAUGUUUGGAUCAAUCUAAAAAAUAUAGCUGUGGCCAUACAUAUUACUUGCAAAAGCUUUACAGCUAAUGCACACUAAAGGAUUAUGUACAAUUUUGUAAACUGGAUAUAAUGUCAAUAUGUGCACAGGUUAUUACUGUACAUCUGAAGGUAAAAAAAUUAUCACUUUACACACGAUUCCCAUCUUGUGCUGACACUUUAGACAUUUGAAGGCAACAAUCAUACUGUAUGGAAUGAGAAUAAACAUGUUUGUUAAGAA